CUCAUUUUCAUUCUCGGAAGUGGGGUUUGUUCGAGCAACCCCGUUCUCAGUCUUACCUGCAUAGAAUUAAUCAAUCUUUAAAUUCCCUUAUUAAAAAAAUCCCAUUUUUUCUGCUCUUCUCUUUGUAUGUGAGACUAUUUCCUUACUCUAGGGUUUGAAAAUUUGAUGAAUAAUUCUUUAUCUUUGAGCCCCUCAUCUUGUUCUUCCCCAUAAAAAACGAAGUUCUUUUCUUUUAUAAUUUCUAACCCACAUUCCCAGUUGCGAAAAAUAAAAAACAAUAGUUUGAAAGAAUUAGUCUUUUAAGUUUCCGUUUCAAUUGAGUAGAUUUUAUUUUUGGGUUUUGAUUAUUGUUUGGAUUGUUCUUACAAUUUUUUCUUCUUUAGUCAUCAUUUCUUCGUGUGUAAUAAAUUUUGAUUUGAAGGGAUUAUUGGAAGAAGAUUAUCAAUUGGGCUGUUUGUUCCUACGUCAGAUUCUUGCAAAGAAGUUGCUUCUUCUGCUGCAACAAAUACUUCUUCUUUCCAUUUCUGAUGUGGAAGUAGAAGUUGUUGGUGUAGUGUAAGAGAUGGGUUGUGUUUUUGGUAAAUGCUGUAAGAGACCUCAUGUAAAAGGAAAGGAAAACGGGGUGCCAUGCCGUCAAUCAGGUGUUCAAGGAACACCUGUUUUUGCUGAGAGAUCAUUGGAAUGUAUCUCUGUGCCUUCACACAACUUCAGUUUGGAGUACUCGGUCCUUACACAACGAGGAUAUUAUCCCGACUCACCUGAAAAAGAGAACCAAGAUAGUUAUUGUAUUAAGACACGAUUGCAUGGGAACUCAAAUGUUCAUUUCUUUGGAGUGUUUGAUGGGCAUGGGCAAUUUGGUGCUCAGUGCUCCAAUUAUGUCAAGGACAAGCUAGUAGAUAUUCUGUGCAGUGAUUCGACUCUGUUAGAAGAUCCUGUAAAAGCUUACAAUGACGCUUUUCUUAGAACAAAUGAGGAAUUGCACAACAGUGACAUAGAUGAUGCAAUGAGUGGUACAACGGCGAUUACUGCUUUGGUAAUUGGGGAUACACUUUAUGUUGCAAAUGUGGGCGAUUCUAGGGCUGUGAUUGCUCUUAAGAAUGGGGAUAAGAUAAUUGCACAAGAUCUGUCUCGUGAUCAGACUCCAUUCAGGAAAGAUGAAUAUGAGAGGGUGAAGUUGUGCGGGGCACGAGUUUUGAGUGUCGAUCAAGUAGAGGGUCUAAAAGAUCCAGAUAUACAAACAUGGGGUGAUGAGGAGACUGAAGGCAGUGAUCCUCCAAGAUUGUGGGUGCAAAAUGGAAUGUAUCCCGGGACAGCAUUCACAAGGAGUGUUGGAGAUAGCACAGCCGAAAAAAUAGGUGUUGUAGCUGCGCCAGAGGUGUCAGUGAUUCAUCUUACACCAGAUCAUUUGUUCUUUGUCGUUGCAAGUGAUGGUGUUUUUGAGUUCCUACCGAGCCAGGAAGUUGUUGAUAUGGUUUCCAAUCAUCAAGACCCUCGGGAUACAUGUUCUGCAAUAGUAGGAGAGUCUUACAAACUAUGGUUAACCCAUGAAAAUCGUACUGAUGAUAUUACUGUCAUCAUUGUGCACGUCAAAGGUCUCUCCAGCUCAAAUAUAGGGCCCUCUGCUGUAGUGAGCAAGGCAGAUGCAAAACCACCUAUAGCGAGGUUGGAAAAUGCUGCUUCUGACAUAUCUGUUACUACUAGAUCGGACAUAUACCAGUCAGCAGGAAGUAGUUUUUCAGAUCAGCAUCCUAGUCGACCUAUGAUCUCUGCCGGUCAAAGCGCUGUUGCUCAAUCUCCAUUAUAUUCUCGACCGGCAUGAAGAGCAAGGUCUGUGUGCAUCUUUUGAGGAGGAUCCCUAUUGUUUGUAAUUGGACGUCGCAAAUGAUUUUUCCCUGUCUAUUCAUGGCAGCUAUGCGGGUUGGAUUGAUUUCAAGAAGCGCUGAUCGUUUAUAUUGAUCUCCUCAUGACGCGAUAACUGUAAUGAUUGGUCAGCGCUGCUACGGACCAGAAAAUGCAGGGUGUUGUGUCCUCUCUUAAACUUUGCUUGGAGCAUAUUUACUAUACGCCUUGGCUUGCUAAUGUUUGCUUCCAAGUUUUUUACUGGGAGAGCAAGUAUUGCCAUUUUCUGGAUGAAGUAUGUCCUCGGAAGUGAAUAAGAUUGGAGGUGGUGCAUGGCAUUUUUCCGUCAUGUGUUUCUCUUUGCCACCUACAACUAACAUUUCUCAGUUUCAUGUUUUGACCAAAAAUCAUGAAACUUCGGCAAGAGCAGUUCACAGAUGGGCACGUCAGCACAGUUGAUACUGCAUUUUAUGUUUAUGCAUAGUUUUAAAUAAGCAUGUAGGCGAAAAAAAAAAUCAUGUUUGACAACCAUGAUGUAGCUUAAAAUCUUGAAAAACGUUUGUGGAUUAUCAAACUCCGUAUUGGUAAUUCAUGGUUACUGUUACUGAUUCUAACUGUGCAAUUAUCGAAUUCAAUCUUCUGCUGGUA
This is a messenger RNA of Beta vulgaris subsp. vulgaris (sugar beet), 2487 nucleotides long. RefSeq names its product probable protein phosphatase 2C 35. Gene Ontology annotation, molecular function: cation binding; protein serine/threonine phosphatase activity. Lineage: Eukaryota; Viridiplantae; Streptophyta; Magnoliopsida; Caryophyllales; Amaranthaceae. The record is from RefSeq and is a predicted model, not a curated record. The coding region runs from base 563 to 1819 and encodes 418 amino acids. The transcript has 5 exons. Gene Ontology annotation, biological process: protein dephosphorylation. Gene Ontology annotation, cellular component: cytosol; nucleus.